AGUAGUGCUUUUCUUUGUGUUGAGUUUGACAGCGACCAGUUCACCCGGACGCCUAGUUUUAUGGCAACGUAGCUAAACAAUAGUAGUGUGCCAAGACUCUGGGUAGGAGAGCAAUAUGCGUAAAAAAAUACGAAGUUUCAGUGCUCCUUUGAGUUCACGCACGUAGGACCUCUGGAGGUUAGCAAAAGGGUUAGCUGCUAUGUGCGGGACGAGCAAGCUAACAAGCUAGCAGUGGUAACGGUACUUUAGGUUUACUGAUGUUGAACAGUCCGCAGCUGGCUGAAUGAAUGGCACCGCUAACAAGCUAAAGACGACCAGCCGGUCUCUGCCUGAUUGAAGUCUCUCUGGCGACAGUCUUUAAGAAGAAUAAACGAAGAGGCAUGGAAAGUAACGGGGACGUCCUUUCGAGCACCGGGUCUUCGGGUUAUUUACAGCUGGAUGCCCGUAGUGUAGGAUUAGCCUGUUUUCUACGCCGAAUGACGACAUUUGCACCGUCCAGCUGCCUCACACACGAGCGUCGGUGAUGCUGUCCAUCGCUGGCCAAAUGCCUUGGUUGUCCAGAUUGGGACAGAGCACCAAAACUACCUUAUAAAUCAUGAAAAACUGCGAGUAUCAGCAAAUCGACCCGCAUGCACUUCCGACACCAACACCGACCCCUCCACCUCAUCAUGGCAGCGACGGUGACAAGAAAGAGGAGCCGAAGAGACCGAGGAGAAAGUGGGAAGUUUUCCCCGGAAAGAAUCGCUUCUACUGCGAUGGACGGAUCAUAGUGGCCCGGCAGAGCGGGGUCUUGCCCCUCACUCUGGGCCUUAUUCUCGUCACAAGUGGAUUAUUCUUUAUAUUUGACUGUCCAUUCCUGGUCAAACACCUGACCAGCUGCAUACCUGUCAUUGGUGGAGGCCUCUUUGUAUUUGUGGUCAUCACCCUGCUCCAGACCAGCUUCACUGACCCCGGCAUCCUGCCCAGAGCAACGCCAGAUGAGGCUGCAGACAUUGAAAAACAGAUCGACAACACCGGAAACACCAGCUAUCGGCCUCCGCCGCGCACCAAGGAAGUCCUCAUCAACCAGCAGGUGGUGAAGCUCAAGUACUGCUUCACCUGCAAGAUGUUCCGGCCUCCGCGCACCUCCCACUGCAGCCUGUGUGACAACUGCGUGGAGCGAUUCGACCAUCACUGCCCUUGGGUAGGGAACUGUGUGGGGAAACGCAACUAUCGUUUCUUCUACACCUUUAUCGUGUCGCUCUCCUUCCUGACGGCGUUCAUCUUCGGCUGUGUGACCACACAUCUAGCGCUGAGGGCUCAAGGGGGAAAAGGCCUGGUGUUUGCUCUGCAAGAGAGUCCAGGCAGUGCGGUGGAGCUCGUGAUAUGUUUCUUCUCAGUCUGGUCCAUCUUGGGCCUCUCAGGCUUCCAUACAUACCUGGUUGCUUCUAACCUGACCACUAAUGAAGACAUCAAAGGCUCCUGGUCAGGGAAGAGUGGAGAAGAUGUCACCAACCCAUACAGUCAUAAAAACAUCUUCAUCAACUGUUGCACUAUGCUCUGCGGACCCAUGCCACCCAGCUUGAUCGACAGACGAGGUUUCCUGCCCGCGGAUGAAUCUGUCCAGACCGCCGGCCCGGACAUCGAGUUGCCCACUCUGGCGACUAAAAGCGAGAUAAACGUGUGCACACAGGGAACUAAAGGUCUGCUGGAGUCGGCCACUCGCUCCCCGCUCCUGUCCACCUCGUGUCCUCAGGGGAAACCUCAGACAGCUCAUAGCUGCCCAGACAACAGCCCCACAGUGAACUCUGACCCCUCCCCGGAGCUCUCCACGAGAUGCGGGGGCCGCCAUACUGCUAGCUCUCAAGGCGAUACCUCCCCUCGGCGUCACACCAAGAGUCACUCGAAGAAAAGUAAACGAGCGGCUUUGCAUAUUCCCAACCCUGCCUUCGAUGUCCCUGUCUCCCCUACCUCUCCGGACGCCGGCCCCAGCUCUGAAGCCAGGGGCCACAAAGGUGUCAGCUUCUCCCCUUUGCACUGACUGACUUGACUGACGGCGUUCUCAAGUGAAAACACAUUGUUUGAAGCUUGCAUGCUGUAACACAGUCAAAUACAAGUGGUAUGAAUUUAAAAAAUGUUCUUUAUUGUUUGUUGGUUCUCUGAAGGUCAUUGUGUCAGAGGAUGACAAUCACAAAGAAAUGUAAUUGUGUGACCAAUUUGCAGUGGAAAUAGAAACAUUAGAGCAGACUAGAUGAAGAUUAUUCUGGAUGCAACUUGGUGCAGAAUGAAAAGCAUGUGAAAAGAUGAAAGGAACUGUGAGGAGAUGGAGGAACUGGUGUACUGACAGAGCCAUAUGUUUUUCUGAUGAUUCUCAUGUAAAUGUGAAUUUUACCAGCAUGUCAGAUCCAUCAAAUAUUGUGAAAAAGUGGCUUUGAUGUAUCAGGUGGAGAAACUCUGGGAGCUCGAAAAGCUUGGUACAGAGAGCUAGAGCUCAGGAUGUGUAUGCAUCUGUGAGGAGAAAAGUUGCCUUUAAAGGGAAAGUCCAUCAAAAAUGUAGAAUUCACAUAUGUCAUUUCUAUAACAUUGUGCUGCUGAGUUUAUAGUGUGAACGUGAGCCAGUUUCUCCUUAAGCUGAACAGCAGAUUGGCAGUUUGUACCGAUGAUGUCAUUCUGAGACAUAUAGGCAGUGAAUAAUGGAAUAAUGGCUGUCAGCCUUGGAGUAUUUUCAAGGCAAUGGGGACCUUUUGUUAUUCAUAUCUGAAAGCUCUUAAUCUGACAAGCAUGCCUACUUGACACAAUGGAUGAGCCCUUAUCCCUUUUUAAAGGUCCAGAGUGUAACAUUUAGGGGCUCUGAUGGCAGUAAUGGAAUAUAAUAUUCAGAACUGCGUUUCCAUUAGUGUAUGAUCACCUGAAUAUAGGAAUCUGUAUUUUUUUGUUACCUUAGAAUAAGCUGUUUUUAUCUACAGCGGUUCUUCUUCCAUGGAGUCUGCCAUGUUUCUGCUUAAAUUACAAUAACAAACAAUCUCUUCAAACAGCACAAUAAAGCAUAAAACAUUCUUAUUUGUAGCAUUUUUUAAUACAAAUUAAAUUGUCAAAUUGUGAAAGUGGUUUUAUUCUUACAAUAAGAAAAAUAAUCUCUCUGCCUAAUCUGCUGGGAUAUUAAGAAAACCACUGUUGUAACUUGUUCAAUCUAGCUCAAUAUUAGCUGUAAAAUCUUAUUAAGACAAAGUUUUAUAUAUUUUCUUAAAACAAGAUUUUUUUUUUUCAAAAAAUGAGACUAGAAAACCAGAAACAAGGUUUUUUUUACUUUCUUGAGAUUCCUUUUUUGCAGUGUAGCCCAGAUGGGACAAACUGACUCUAGAUGGAGUGUUUUUUGUGUGUUUUGCCGCAACCGUAGUUUCUCCUUUGCACUUGGAAGGGGAGGGUGAAGUGAGGAAGUUGCGAUCAGCAGCUACACUGCUACAUGCCACUAAAUCCUACACACUGGACCUUUAAACAGUUGGUUGUGUCUCGCCCCUUUCCAUAACAGGGUUUCACCCCAGCUUCUGGCCUGCUUGUUCUGAACAGCUAUUAACACUAAUACAUUUAGACGUGUUCACACGCCAAUUUGUACAAAUGAGUUAGACAGACAUUGCAUUAUUAUCUAAUCUGGCCCUGCUGAUUUAGUAUCUUUCAGUUUUCUGCAGAUUUCAACAGGUUAAAUUUAAGACUUUUAAAACCAUUAUGAAUGCAAUUUAGGACCCUUUUCACACCCAUAGUAGCAAAAAAAAAAAAUGUACUUAAGAUAUGAAGGAAAAUUGGCAUUGGUUCCAUGUCGUUUUGUAGUUGUUACAGCAUGACCAAUACACAUUUUUCCCAGAAAACACAUUUAAAAGUGAGGUAGCUCACCUGGUUGAGCGUGCGCCCCGUGUACCAAGGCUGAGUGCUUACUGCAGCUGCCUGGGUUCGAUUCCAGCCUGCAACCCUUUGGUGCAUGUCAUCACCUCUCUCGCUCCCCACUCUUCAGCUGCUCUGUCAAAAUAAAGGCAAAAAAUGAUCUUUAAAAGCAAGACUGAAAAAUACAACUUUAAUGUUAACUUCAUUCAUCCAAUAAAUUUUUAAGACCUGUCAAAUCCUAUUUAAGACAUUGUAUGGCCUAAAAUUCAGAUUGCUUCCGAUUCCGGCCAUUUGAGACCCCAGGGACACUGAGCUGUGUGUCUAUAAACUAACUGACACAGCAAACCUGGAGCCUGGUAGUAUUUCUAGCAAUGGAGUACUUGAAGGGUAUUUAAACUUUAAACAUUUUAAGCCUCUGCAUUUUUUAUGUUUCGUGACACAUUUUUUCAGGUUUUUCUUCGUCAUAGCCCAUCUAUAAUAUCUCAAACACAGAUAUAUAUAUAUAUACAGAGUUCAGUUAGUUGUUCAGUGUCACCCCAAAAAUGGUCAUGUGAUGUCAUUAGCACAGCUUUCUUUGUUUAAAGGUGCUGACUUUACCAUCCAAAAUGUUGCAAUUGCACAUGUGAAUUCUGUUUUUUAGGAUUUUCCCUUUAACUUUGCACAAUCAGCACUGUGAGUUGAGCGUGUCUCGGUUGUAUCCAUGUGUGCUGUUGUUCAGAUUUCUGUGCUGUAUAAACGGCAGCGAAUGCAACUGCAUGAUAAUGACUAAAGACGUAAUUUAUGGUAUUCUUUGUUUAUUUAAAUCUUUCCAGACACCACAUUUUUCACCUGAGAGGUCCUAUGACACUUUUUGUAGGAAGGCUGUGAUUUGGAUUCCUGAAUAUCGUUGUGUAUCUGAACUGAAGCAGUGUUGUUCAUUGCCUACGCCGCACCACCUCCUGCUUGUGUUAUCAUUUACAUCACACAAUGAUUUAAGGCUCCCUUUCAAAUGUCCUGCACACUUUAUAUAAGCAACAGCAAUACCUGUUCUCCUUAAAAUUGUUUUACUCUGUGCGCUUAGACAAAUCCUAGAAGAUCUAUGUGAAUGGUUGGCGUGUUGGUUUGUUCUCAGGUGGAAAGCUGUAGAGGUAUUCAAUAUGCAAGUUCUAUGUGACAUAUAUCCACAUUGUAACCCGAUGGCAAUAGCUGCACAAAAAUGCAAUGAUCCAAACAAUCAUCCCCAUGCACUAAGACGUAUAGGCAUGCACACACACACACUGAUCGUCUGUAGUCCACCCCAAGAGUGUUAACACUGAGUAGAGCAGCAUCACUUUGUGAGCAGUAUUCUCUGUGUCAAAAGUCAUCCCAACACCUUCUGGAUGUCGGUGAGAGUGAAUGCAAGCAAUGCAUUUCUGAGGAGAAAAAUAUUGUACUGUAUUUGUGAAAACUGUAAGGUUAUUUCAGCCAAAACUACUGUCAAAAUAAAGAAAAAGGAAAAUAAAGUUUGGUGAAAUAAAGAGG
Molecule: messenger RNA, 5355 nt
Organism: Dicentrarchus labrax (European seabass)
Lineage: Eukaryota; Metazoa; Chordata; Actinopteri; Moronidae
Gene: zdhhc18b
Product: zinc finger DHHC-type palmitoyltransferase 18b
Exons: 9
Coding region: 596-2020 (474 amino acids)
Biological process (GO): peptidyl-L-cysteine S-palmitoylation; protein targeting to membrane
Cellular component (GO): endoplasmic reticulum; Golgi apparatus
Molecular function (GO): protein-cysteine S-palmitoyltransferase activity
Source: RefSeq, a predicted model, not a curated record